This is a messenger RNA of Purpureocillium takamizusanense, 1798 nucleotides long. Its product is annotated as Xaa-Pro dipeptidase. The record is from RefSeq and is a predicted model, not a curated record. Gene Ontology annotation, molecular function: manganese ion binding; metalloaminopeptidase activity. Lineage: Eukaryota; Fungi; Ascomycota; Sordariomycetes; Hypocreales; Ophiocordycipitaceae. The transcript is spliced from 4 exons. The coding region runs from base 38 to 1747 and encodes 569 amino acids.
CCCACGCCCAUCGCGCAUCGAUCGCAUCAACAAGCCAAUGGCAGCGUGGCAGUUGGCCUACGGUAGCCGUACUACAGCCAGUCGUCGGUGUCUGCAUCGCGGGGCUGCCACUGCUUUGUAUUGGCAUUUCUCUGCCGCUGCCCCUCCUUCUCCUCCUCCGCCGCCGGGCCCUCGUCGUCAUCUGUCUUCAGCGCGACAACUCUCCUCCUCCUCCUUCCUCCCUCCUCCAACUCCACGACCACCACGACCAUCAUCACACCCGAGCAUAACCUCCUCUCGACCGCACCACGCUCCCGCCCGACACGCCAGCACGAUACCCACAGACCGUCGUUCCGUCGCCGCAGCCAUGGUCGCCCAAGACUUCGAGGCCGUGCUCAAGGGCAAGUACCCGGCCAAGGCGCACGCCCGGCGCGUCGUCGACGUCCUCCGCCCCAAAGCGACCCCCCAGGUCGACAGCGGCGUCUUCUACCUGGAGAGCACGCGGACCAAGCUGCAGGAGGACAAUGACUCGGCCGAACACUUUCGGCAACGCCGCUUUUUCUACUACCUCACCGGCUGCAACAUGGCCGACUGCGCCGUCGCGUACCACGUCGCCGCCGACAAGCUCAUCCUCUUCAUCCCCCCCAUCGACCCCGACGACGUCAUCUGGUCGGGCCUGCCCGUGAGCAUCGACGACGCCCUCGCCCGGUACGACGUCGACGAGGUGCGCUACACCAGCGACGUCAACGCCACCCUCACCCAGCUGGCCUCGCGCGCCGGCGACGCGGCCACCGUCUUCGCCCUCGCCGGCCAGGUGUCCGACAACGUCACCUUUCUCGAGUUUGCGCACAAGGACUUUGCCGCGCUCAAGCCGGCCAUGGAGACGGCGCGCGUCGUCAAGGACGAGUUCGAGGUGGCCAUGAUCCGCAAGGCCAACCACAUCUCCAGCCUCGCCCACAAGGCCGUCAUCCAGCGCGCCCGCUCCGCCCGCUACGAGCGCGAGCUCGAGGCCGCCUUCCUCGAGCGCUGCGUUGCCCACGGCGCAAAGGAGAUGGCCUACCACCCCAUCCUCGCCGGCGGCAAGGCGGCCGCCACCCUGCACUACGUCGACAACAACGCCCCGCUCGACGGCAAGCAGAAUGUGCUGAUUGACGCGGGUGCCGAGUGGGACAAUUAUGCCUCGGACAUUACGCGCACGUUCCCCCUCUCGGGCAAGUUCACCAAGGAGUCGCGCGACAUCUACGACAUCGUCUACAAGAUGCAGCACGACUGCACCGCCAUGAUCAAGGCCGGCGCCCUCUGGGACGACAUCCACCUGCACGCCCACAAGAUCGCCAUCGCCGGCCUGCUGGCGCUGGGCAUCCUGCGCGGCGACGCCAACGACAUCCUGGCCGCCCGCACCAGCGCCGCCUUCUUCCCCCACGGCCUGGGCCACUACCUCGGCCUCGACACCCACGACGUUGGCGGCAACCCCAACCGCGCCGACAAGGACGCCCUGUUCCGCUACCUGCGCCUGCGCGGCGUCAUCCCCGCCGGCAGCGUCGUCACCGUCGAGCCGGGCGUCUACUUUUGCGAGUUCAUCAUCCGCCCCUACCUCGACGAUCCCGUGCACAGCAAGUUCAUUGACGCCGCCGUGCUGGACCGCUACUGGGACGUGGGCGGUGUCCGCAUCGAGGACAACAUCCUCGUCACCGAGACGGGCUAUGAGAACCUGACGACGGCCAUCAAGGAGGCCGCCGAGAUUGAGGCCACCGUUGCCUCGGGUUGAGGCAGCGUCACGUAAAUAAUUGUACAAAACAAAAACAAGAGCACAAUCCCA